Messenger RNA from Bathycoccus prasinos, 1416 nucleotides. RefSeq lists its product as hypothetical. The coding region runs from base 1 to 1416 and encodes 471 amino acids. NCBI's taxonomy places the organism in Eukaryota, Viridiplantae, Chlorophyta, Mamiellophyceae, Mamiellales, Bathycoccaceae. Gene Ontology annotation, molecular function: 2-oxoglutarate-dependent dioxygenase activity. The transcript has a single exon. The record is from RefSeq and is a predicted model, not a curated record.
AUGGAAACCCCGUCUGCCUUUCCUGCGUCUUCUUCUUCAUCUUCACCUUCAGCGGGAGCGAAAUUCUUCACCCGAAUCGCCAACGGGAACCGGUUUUUUUGGACGCUGAUUAUCUUCUCGCUGUUCAAAAUCUUGGACGUCGUUUUCAGCGGGUUCGGGUUGCUGUACCCGUGCUUACUGCCAAUAAGCGCGUACGAAUCGAAAGAUGCUGGGAAGAAAAAGGCUCAUCCAAAGGUUUUACGAUGGCAAGAGUUCAAGUUGAAGGUGUAUUCGCUCGCGCAUUGCGUCUUCAAUGUGGAGAUUCCAAGACGAUACGUGGAUAAGUGUUACGAAAAGUUGAUAAAGGCGAACGAGAGCGUGCCAGAUGCGUUCGUGCAGGAAAUACCGACAAUUUACGACGCGCAUUUAUCAGGGUUUGAUUGUGAAAAGUUCUUUCACGAUUUUGUGAAACGGCCGCAUCCGGUUGUGUUGAAAGGUUUCGCCAAAGAGACGGCAGCGGCGACCCAAUGGACGUUGGAUUCUUUGAUCGCGCGUUUCGGCGAGGACGAGGUGAAACUGAAAACGAAGGACGGUGAUAACGUUCCAGGGAAAAUGAAAGAUUUGAACACGUUUCCAAACUAUUUGCACAACUGUGAAUCGUUAUUUCUGGAGCAUCCAGAGUUGGCGAAGCAAUUACAAGUGAACAGACUGGAGAAACUCGCCGGGAAUAAAAGAAUCGCAAACGACCAUCCGACGCUUGGUCCUUUACCGUUGCAACUCUUCGCGGGCAGAGGCGGUACAGGUACCGCGUUUCAUUGUGCCAACGCGUAUAACUUUUUCUUCCAAAUCGAAGGCGUGAAGAAGUGGACGUUUGUCGAUCCGCGAUGGACGAUGUUCAUGUUCCCGGCAAUCAAUCGAAACGCAAUUUACCAAAGUUGCGCGAUUAAAGAUCCAAAUACGCUCCUCGAGCGCUAUAAACCGUUGUGGCGCGUUGUGCCUCGUUACUCCGCGGUUCUCGAACGCGGCGACGUCCUCUUGAACCCACCGUGGUGGUGGCAUUGCAUCGAGAAUCUAUCUGAUUCCUCCGUUGCGGUGGCCACGAGAUGGGCGGAUUCGAAAACGUUCAACCCAAUCACCGGUUUGGGUAGCGAUGGCAAUCGCUUGUUCACCUCGUUUCAACUCUUCUCGCCGAUUUUUGUCAAAAUGACCUUCUCGAUGUUUCUCGCGGGGACUAGCGGACUGGUCCCAGAAGACGAAAUCGAAGGCGAAGAAGAAGAGACCACCCGUCGUUCGAAGCAAGGCGUUCGUUUCGAGCAAGGGAAUCGCAUGCUCGACGCGUUUAACGAAAACGCAGAAAACGACGCGUACAAAGCCUACUACGCGAAUAAAAAAAAGAGCAGUGAAACAAACAACACGUUUGAUGAUGUUGGCGUUUGA